UUCAUCACUAGGAUGCAAGGACAGCUACACGGCUAAAGCACAGGCUGCUCACUGACUUUUGGGGUGACUUCGAGAGCUAUUGCUGCCCUCGCCUGCAGCAGAAAAAUGAGGUUUCGGCAAGUUUUUUGUGUAUUUUUCAUUUUUUUGAUGAUUCUCCUCCUUACCAACGGACAGAGACCAGCUAAUCUGGUGCUGCGAAGAAAGCUGCACAGGCACAACUGCCUCCAGCGGAGAUGCAUGCCGCUCCACUCGCGGGUGCCCUUCCCCUGAGCAGCUGCAGCUGGUGGCCCAGGCCUGCAGGAGCCAUGGACAGGCUCACCUCCCCCUCCCCCACGCGCAGCCCGCACUGCGACACCCGCGCGGCCGCCCCACCGGACCAUCGGAAGAGGACCCUGGGAGGGUUCGAGUCCACAGGACCGGCUGCUGCCUGGUUUUGUUUUUUAAGAAGGAAAAUAACAUAAAUUGAAAA
Molecule: messenger RNA, 469 nt
Organism: Octodon degus (degu)
Lineage: Eukaryota; Metazoa; Chordata; Mammalia; Rodentia; Octodontidae
Product: apelin receptor early endogenous ligand-like
Exons: 1
Coding region: 106-270 (54 amino acids)
Biological process (GO): heart development; apelin receptor signaling pathway
Molecular function (GO): apelin receptor binding
Source: RefSeq, a predicted model, not a curated record